This is a messenger RNA of Talpa occidentalis (Iberian mole), 4419 nucleotides long. RefSeq names its product TNF superfamily member 8 (gene TNFSF8). Gene Ontology annotation, cellular component: membrane. Gene Ontology annotation, biological process: immune response; CD8-positive, alpha-beta T cell differentiation. The transcript has 4 exons. Gene Ontology annotation, molecular function: tumor necrosis factor receptor binding. Bases 293 to 997 code for a protein of 234 amino acids. The record is from RefSeq and is a predicted model, not a curated record. Lineage: Eukaryota; Metazoa; Chordata; Mammalia; Eulipotyphla; Talpidae.
AACCGUCAUUUUCCUACUCGCCCUCUGACAUCAGCCACCUUCUCUGUAGCUGGUUUCUCUGCAGUCAAAUUAAUCCCUGGCGAUGAAAAAUGAACCUCUCCCCCACCCCUGCUGCCGCCUUUUGCCUCACGCCCCCAGAGAAGAACUUCUUCGCAAGGCAGCGGGUGAAGGUUUUUUUCCAAGUCACAUGAUUCAGGAUGCAGGGGGAAGAAUCCUUCUUGGAACCGAGAUGGGCCCAGAACCGAGUCAGAUGAGGAGAGAUAAGGUGUGAUGUGGGGAAGACUAUAUAAGAAUGGACUCAAGUCUGCAGCAGGCACUCAACGGAGUGGCCCCCUCUCAAGACACAGCCAUGCAUGUGCCGGCAGGCUCCGUCACCAGCCACUUGGGGACCACUGGCCGCAGUUAUUUCUAUUUAACCACAGUCUCACUGGCUGUGUGUCUCAUCUUUGCUGUGGCAACCAUUAUGGUGUUGGUAGUUCAGAGGACGGGCUCCAUUCCCAACCCACCGGACAACUUUCCCCUUAAAGGAGGAAAUUGUUCAGAGGACAUCUUAUGUAUCCUGAAAAGGGCUCCGCUGAAUAAGUCAUGGGCCUACCUCCAAGUAUCAAAGUAUAUAAACCAAACCAAGUUGUCCUGGAACAAAGAUGGCAUCAUCCAUGGAGUCAGGUAUCAGGAUGAGGAUCUAGUGAUCCAGGUCCCCGGAUUGUACUUCAUCAUCUGCCAACUGCAAUUUCUUGUGAAAUGCCCAGAACAUUCUGUUGACCUGAAGCUGGAGCUUCUCAUCAACGCAGAGGUCAAAAAGCAGACACUGGUGACUGUGUGUGAGUCUGGAAUGCAAACGAAAGCCAUAUACAAGAAUCUCUCUCAAUUCCUGCUGGUCCAGCUCCAGGUCAAUGCCACUGUAUCAGUCAGGGUGGAUAAAUUCCAGUAUGUGGACACAGACACCUUUCCUCUUGAGAAUGUGCUGUCCAUCUUCUUAUACAGUAGCUCAGACUGAAUCACUUCUCCUGCUCUUCAGGAAGAAAGCACUCUCUACUGUAUAGGACUCCAUCCAUCCCAAUGCUUGGGUAAAAAAACACAUUAGACCACAAAGAGACUGAAACCACAAAGGGUAUUAAGUAGUGCAUGUCUCUGUCUCCUCUGUCUCUUAGGAAGAUACAGUUCCAGGGUUAAAAGCGUUUUGAGUGAAGUAUCUUUCAGAUAAAAGGCAGGGAGUAUCAAGGUGUGGUGCACAGAGCUCCACAUGGGAAUAAGAAGGGAUGGGUUUAGAUCCCAGCCCAACUAGUAAGUCACUGAAUGACUUAGACUUAUUUCUUUGCUUUUCCUGGAACUCUGGACAUACACCUAAAAAAUAAAGAAACUGGAUUUGAAUCUUUUCGAAGUCUCUUCCAUCUCAGAAAACCAGGCUAUCUUCACAAAACUGGGAGCCACAAUCCCAAGUAGUGUUCUGGAAACCCUCAUGAUAGUAUAAAACAGACGAUAGGAUGGCAUCUGGCUGCCUGUCACCACAGCAGAGUCCGAAUUUGGGGACAAGGUACCUUGCAAUAGUGUGAAUUGUAGGAUCGAAAAAUGUGUAAAAGAUGGGACUGCCAAGCUGACCGUCCCAAAUCUUAGAGGCUUUCUGGGUAUUUGGAAAACCACCUGACUAGGCCUGAGUCCAGUGCGGUUAAGAGUGACAAUACAUCAACAACCGACGACUUUUGGUUUUUUUAUCAGGAAAAGACUGCACAUUCAGCAAACAUUCAACCAGCAUGCCCUGGUGAAGGUGGUGCAGCCAUUUGGCCAGGAAACAGCUGCUGCCAUCACCCAUAUGAUCCCUGUUCCCUGCUUCAAACACUCUCAGGAAACCAUUUUUGUGGAGCAUUUUUAAGGCCCUACAGAGUUGUUGACCCACAUGCUUACCCUGACAAUGCAAAGAAGGACUUCUGAGCAAUGGCCGCCUACUCUCCUGAUCCGGGCACCAGGAGAAUUCUCCAGUCACAGAAGCCUCUACUUCUGUCCAUCACCUCCAAAAGAGCAACUCAUUUCCUUGGAAAAAGGAUGCUCUAUCUUGAAGAGUAAACCCCUGAGAUUAUGCUUUGGCGAGAAAGGGCCCUUCACUGCUAUGCCAACAAAUAAAGAAUUGGAGCAGAAUUUCAUUUUUUCUCAAGAAAAGGGAGAGUAAAAAAAGGAGAAAGAAUUCAGGAAUGUUUGUUAGAGAAAGACAAGAAACAAUUUUAAAGGGAAAAAUCCCUGGUGUGUAUGAGAGGAACUUGGGAGAGUAAAAACGGUUAAGGGAAAAGAUUAAGUCACUAGGUGAGCAAUGUGCAGUGCCAGCCUCCUGCUAGGUCUCCUCUUUGGAGUACUCAGUAAAGUCUACAUUUUCUACAUUUCUGUUUAAUACUUUCUGUGAGUAGAUUCUUUGCAGGGGGAUGGGGACAUUGGAAGAAGUGUUGAAUUCAGCAACCCAAGGGGUAUGUGCUAAAAGCAGGUUUGAGGACCCAAAGUGAGUGAACAGAGCCAUCUGGCAUUAGUUAUAACCCAACCUCGGACAAAUGAACCAUGUUUGAAACAGCUCAAUAUUUGUUUGAGAAGAGAGCUGAAUCUAAGUAUGGAUAAACUAAACAAAUGUCUACCAUCUCAUAUUCUAACUUGAGAAGGAUGCUAUUUUCACUUUCCCCUACCCUCUGUGAGUGAGGUGCCUGCCUCACAUUGCUCCUAAUCUGUCUCUAUUCAGCAGUGCUCUCAAAGUCAAGGUAGAAGACACAAGGCAGCAUAGCUUUCAAAGGAAUCUGGUAGUGAGACAAAGAAAGGACAAGAGGAUAAUCAUUUAAUAGCUCAACUGAUAACACACAGGGAGUGAACAACUUGGGAAGUUUGAAGUUAAAUUCUGUUACUCCCUGAGUGUUAACCUCCCCCUGGGAAUGUUACAAGUAUAUAACACCAUCUGCGCAAGGCAAGCAAAUAAAUAAAUAUUGUACCUGCAAACUGUAGGCUGAAAAUAUAAAAUUUAUAUGCCUGAAACACAUACCUCUGUUAAUAAUUCAAGUGGAACUCACACACUCUGCCCUCCCUAUGCCACCUCCAAUACACACACACACACACACUCACACACACACACCCCUUCGUUAAAACACUCACACAAAGAGAACUUGUAAAACAUACAGGAGGAUGAUGGGUGAGUUGGAAAAUAAGCAAAUGUAGACUCAAUAUAUUCCUGUCCUUGGGAAAAUUCAUAUGACUUCUUUUACCACAUUUGGGACUGAUGCCUCCUGUAACCCCCUUAUGCAAUUCCUUCUUGGAAUCACCAGUUAGACAAAGGUUGACUCAGAGAAGGGACCAGCUCACCCAGGAGGGUUGAUAACAGCAGGCUAUGAAGAGAAGACAUACUGUGUUAACAGAAGCUGGGCAGAAUUUACCAAGCAAGGGAAGCUUCCAGAAUCCCUGGAAUACCACAUUGAUUAUUCUGACAUGAAAGGACAAAACCCUUACGUGGAUAGAGAAGUCAGUCAGUGUUACCUCCAGAAAGAUGCUGAGCAAUAGCUAAGCCAGUGUUGGAGCAGAAGCCCAAUGUAAGGCAAGGACUUGUCACAUGUGGUUAGAGCCCAGCCUCCUGGCUCCUAGCACCAUCAUUUCCCGCCAGACUUUACUAGCCUUACCAUUCCUGUAGCCUUACCAUUCCCAGGGUCCCAUCUUUCUGGGGACUGGAGCAGUCCCCAGCAUUGAGGAAUAGCAUCUGUUCUUCCUGGCCACACUCUAGUCACCCCAGGAUCAUCAUUCUAAAAUGAGAUAUAGAUGGCCCCUCCCCUUUUGUAGUUGUAGUACAUGGUCAAAUGACAGAAAAGGGCUAGGGUACCACAAUAUCAAAGCUCUCUCUCUAAAAACUGAAGGAAUAUUUGGUAAGGUCAAUAUUUUUUCCCAUAGAAAAAAUUAAAAGCUUGCUGUUUUCAUCUAAAGUUACACAUAAAUGUAUGUAUAUAUGUAGACUGAGUGGAUAUGUGUAUAAGUAUGUGUGUGCCAAUGUGUAUGUGUAUACAGAUAUGUCCAUCUGUGUGUACAUGUGUGUGUAUAUAUGCUUUCCCCUAGUAAUUGCAUUUCAGUUAUAUCCUGAUGAAGCUUGAUUCUUGCUCUGGAAACUACAACAUGAAUAUACACUUGUAUUUAUUUUUAAUUAUGAAAAGAACAGAUAAUAUUUCUCUCAUGCCUUACUAGCUAAUUUAAUAAUUACUAAUAUUUUGCAAUAUUGGCUUCUGCUUCUUUUUAAAAAUUAAGUAUGCAAGUCAAACUCCAGCCUCACUCCUCAGUGCAUUUUCCUACAACCUCCCAGAGAGAACCGAUGCCUGGAUACCUGUGUCCCCUUCACUUGCAUGAUUUUGUACUUGUUUUCCAAUAAGAAUAUGUAGUGUACUUUGUGUGGUUUUAAAAUUUUCAAUAAAUGAU